UGGCAAUCCAAGAACCUAUUCAAAAGAAUAGAGACUAUAUUAGCCAAAAGGAAGCAGACAAAUGGGUUAAUCCAAAUGCCCAAAAACCUGGUGAACAUUUUAGAAUAUGGGAAACACGACUACAAAAAAGAUGGAAAAAACUUGGUCUAGGUAAAUGUCUUAAAACAAAAAACUUGGAUGACUGUAUGACUCUCUGUCAUGAUCUUGAACAAUAUGAUCCAGAAGUAGUUAGACCAUCAACAAAAGAAGAACUUGAAAAAAGAAAAUUAGAAGAGAUUAAGAAGAGGCAAAAAAGACUGGAAAAAGACCUAGAGUUUAGAGAGCAAGAAGAGUUAGGAAUGGCAGUUAAAAGAAGAGCUAUAGCUGUACAUCGUGCAAAA
Racocetra persica is the source of this 380-nucleotide messenger RNA. The record is from the annotation of a GenBank genome assembly. NCBI's taxonomy places the organism in Eukaryota, Fungi, Glomeromycota, Glomeromycetes, Diversisporales, Gigasporaceae.